This is a messenger RNA of Alligator sinensis (Chinese alligator), 3473 nucleotides long. RefSeq names its product phosphatidylinositol specific phospholipase C X domain containing 3 (gene PLCXD3). Gene Ontology annotation, molecular function: phosphoric diester hydrolase activity. The annotation marks the transcript as partial. Gene Ontology annotation, biological process: lipid metabolic process. Gene Ontology annotation, cellular component: synapse. Lineage: Eukaryota; Metazoa; Chordata; Crocodylia; Alligatoridae. The transcript has 3 exons. The record is from RefSeq and is a predicted model, not a curated record.
CAUUAUCAAGCAGAACCUGUAAAAGGGUCUCAUGACUCCUUUAGCUUCUAUAUCGAUGAAGCCUCUCCAGUUGGACCUGAACAACCAGAAACUGUCCAGAAUUUUGUCUCUGUAUUUGGAACUGUGGCAAAAAAGUUGAUGAGAAAGUGGUUGGCAACACAAACGAUGAACUUUACUAGCCAGCUGGGAGCAGGCAUACGAUAUUUUGAUCUCAGAAUUUCCACUAAACCCAGAGACCCUGACAAUGAGCUUUAUUUUGCUCAUGGUUUAUUCAGUGCUAAAGUCAAUGAGGGCCUUGAAGAAAUCAAUGCAUUUCUCACUGACCACCCCAAAGAAGUAGUCUUCUUGGACUUCAAUCAUUUCUAUGGGAUGCAGAAAUACCACCAUGAAAACCUGGUCCAAAUGCUCAAAGACACCUUUGGAAUUAAAAUGUGCCCAGCUAUAUUUGCCCAUGAAGUAAGUCUCCAGUACCUGUGGGAAAAGGAAUACCAAGUGUUGGUGUUUUAUCACAGUCCAGUGGCUCUUGAGGUACCAUUUCUUUGGCCAGGUCAGAUGAUGCCAGCUCCUUGGGCAAACACAACAGAUCCAGAAAAACUGAUUCAGUUUCUCCAGGCGUCAAUCACUGAGAGAAGAAAGAAGGGCUCUUUUUUCAUAUCUCAAGUGGUUUUGACCCCGAAAGCUAGUACUGUGGUAAAAGGGGUUGCCAGUGGUCUCAGAGAAACCAUCACAGAAAGAGCUCUUCCUGCAAUGAUGCAAUGGGUCCGAACCCAGAAACCAGGAGAAAGUGGCAUCAAUAUUAUCACUGCAGAUUUUGUAGAACUUGGCGACUUCAUCAGCACUGUCAUAAAACUCAACUAUGCGCUGGAUGAAGGGGAAGUUGACACUACUUGAUAGUACUGUAAUAUGUUUGCUGUGCAUUAAAUAGAUUUUAAAAUGUAUUAGAAAAAUAUCUUGUAACGCUCUGAUCUUCCUAUAACACUGAAUCUCUGAAGUGUUUAGGGCUUUUUGUGGGUGGGCAAAAGGGUACCAUUUUCAUUGAUUAAUCAUUUUCUAUGCUAAUAAACCCAUGCAUUUUUCAUUUGACAAGCAAAACAGGAUCUAUUGACAAAUUUAAACAAAAGAAAUCACUAAAAUCUUUUCCAUGAAAUACCAAAUAUAAUUUCUGUGUCUUACAUUUGACUUUAUUAACAGUGCCAAGAAAUGUGCUAUAUACAGAAUUAAUAGCUAUAUAUUGUUCUCUGUCUGCAAAGGGGAUUCCACAAUAUGAACACUUGUGCUGCUGACUGAGGGCAGUAUAUUACCUUGAUGCUUUUAGUCCAUGUCCUCCAUCCAUGAGACAACAUAGCUGAUUGCAUUUAUUAGUGGACAUCAGGUUUACUGGGCUUUGUGAAGCAAAGUAAAUAUGAAGUCAUGCCUUCAACAUUCAUAUGGUUGACAGUAAACAUAGCCACAUUAGGUAGUCUCUGCAGAGUAUCAGCUAAAUCUUGGUCACCUUUCAUACACAGUAGGGGAUUUUCAGAAGUGCCUCUUCUCCUGUUGAAGUUAAAAAGAUAUACAGUAUUGACCUAAUUCUGCUGUCAUACAAGUCAGUGGAAGCUUGUCAUGGACUUCAAUGGGAGUAGGACUAGGUUAAUAUUGACCACUUUUAAAAAUCCUUCCUAUGGGUGGACCUAUUAGAGGUCUGAUAAAAGGUAUAUUGAAGUUAACAGGCCAUUUUCCCAUAGUGAACAUUGGAUCAAUUUCUAAAUCAUUCGUAUUCAUAUGCUUAAAAUGAACGGGAUUUGUUUGUAUCAAUAGGAAUGUGCUUUCUGUGGGAAUACAUCUAUACAACCUAAAAACUGAUUUUUUUAAUAUGAAGGUGCAGUAUACAUUCUCUUUCAGGCAGCUAUAAACACAGAAUAGUUAUCUGCUGAUUUAAACAAUGGUGCCAAUUCAGGAAUGAAAAAAAUGUUGUAUUAAACAGUGCAGGAGUUCAAUGAGUAGCAACUAACUUUAUAGCCCUUUCUGUGUGGCUCACAGUAAAUCAUGAGAAGAGGUAUGGAUUGCCUUACAUGGCACUAGUCAUUCUAUUAUUUAAGAAACAUACACAACUCUAAUACAUGAAAAUGUUGGUGAAGCAUAGCAAAAUAAGAGCAGUGUCAUUGUAGGGUUUCAACAACUCAAGAACUGGAAUACAGUUGGUUGUAUGUAGUAUAUGUACUGAUAUGCAUGCAUGUCAUUUGUUAAUGCAAAACAUACCAUGUCUACAAAUAACAAACUACACAGCAGUACAAGAAGACUGCUCUUGAUGGGUUAGGCUUUAUAAGACAAAACUAAGUGGCUUCUUUACUCAGUCAAGCUUCCUUUGAUAGGGGUUAUCUGACCCCAGCAGUCUUUCCUGCCCAGAGCAGUGGGGCUGGACCCAAUGAUCUCACAAGGUCCCUUCCAGCCCUAAACUUCUAUGAAUCUGUGAAUCAGUGAAACAUUUGAUUGAGUAAGGAGUAAGCAUGGUGUUAUUCUGCUCUUUGCUAACCUCCAUCUAAAAUAUGAGGAAACAUGACUGGAAAAGAAGAAAAUAAUGUCACUAGACAGAUGUAUUUUUCAUUAACAAAAUAUUAGAAUAAAAUAUAAACUUGUUGAUAUUUGGUACUUGGAGAUGUGCUGGAAGGGGUGUGUGCAUGUAUAUAUACAGUGAAGCCAAAAAUAUUACAUGCAUGUACAGGGUAAAAUAUCCACACAUUCAUAACUAUAUCCAGGUUUUAAGUAUCAGAGCAACAAAUGAAAGAAAGUAAAUAUACACCAUCUCUUUCAUUAGUGGUCUCUGUGUAGUGAUUAGGGCUAUUUGAAACAAUAACAGUGAAACAGCAAAACUGGGCCAGUUUAGUUUGUUUAUGAACCCAAAACUUUACUAAAACUGACUAAAAAGUUUGCUGAAGUUCACAAAUGCUCUCUCUUCCAACAGAAGACAGAGAGGGGCGUUAUGGUUUCCACCCAAUCCAGACAACAUUCCGUAGGGUGUUGGGCUGAAUUUUGUUUUCCAUUUACAGAUCCUUUCAAAUGAAAAUUGAACGAGUGUGAAAUAAUCAAUUACGCAUAGCAAUCAGUUUUGCAGUGCCCAAUGCAUAUUAAAACUGCCACGUUUUGCACAAUUUUUGAGGCAGUGCCUUUUUCUAUAAAACAGGGUGUCCCCAGUGGUGUCAGGCUACAAAUUCUUUCUUUACUUCUUGGAGAUAUGAGUUAGGAAGCUGGUUUAUGAGCCUUUUUUUAAUUUCUACUGUCAUUUUUGUCAUUUUUCAGUUAUUUGUGGUCAAACAUUUUAACUAAAUGGGAGUAUUACAUAUACAUGUUUUGAGCUUUGAUAAUAUUUAGGGUAUGGCAAAACAUAAAUCUAAUUUGCUUUUUAAUUUGUAAGCAGGUUUCUAAAUAUAUGUACUUAAGAGCCACAAUAUUGAUUUCCUCUUGGAACCCUGAGACAAGCACACAUACAAUGCCAC